AUGGAGGUCCGGCCACUUCAAGGCUCCGAGAAGCUGCAGCAAGUCACGGAGCUCUUCGGCCUGCUUGAAAAAGACUUGAAGGAUAAGUCGCUCAGCUCUUCUCAUCGGGUGCAAAUUCUUCUACAGUUGAGACUCCAUGGCACUAACCCAGAAAAUGCCGGCCCUAUAUACUCAAAAGAGGGGAUAGAAGUUCUAGCUAAGUAUGGGGUGGAUGGUGACACUGUAGAUACACGGCGCGCUGCGCUGCGCUGCGUCGCAAAUGCACUGCUGUUGGAUCCAAAUAUGCGGCAACUUUUUGUCGACACAGGUCACGGUGGGAAACUUGCAGAAAUGCUCAAGACCGAGUCAUCCGAAGAUGAGAUGGUAACCAGUCGCAUACUGUUCCUUUCCACCUACGAUACUACAAUGGACUUUGAGCAACUCAUAAAUACCCAUUCUCUGGGAGAUAAUGUCAAUUAUCAAAUCUUCCGGCAUGCCAAGCAGUUUCCCAAAUCCGGGAAGAAACCUCUCUCCCAAAUGGAUGAGCUGGCCCUGAUUGACACCUUGAAGCUCAUCUUCAAUGUCUCAAAGCUGUAUCCGGAUCUUGCUGCAGCCUUCGCGCCUUCAAUUCCCUACAUCUUCAAGAUCAUCAGCCGCAUAGAUAUCCCCGCAAAGCCCUUGGAUGGCCUACUCAGCUAUCUCCUCAACUGCCUGUCGACCCUUGACUUAGAGAAUAAGAAGGGCAAGCCUUUUGAGAGCAGCCCCCUGUUUCCGACUUUCAAUCAAAACUGCAACGUUGACAAACUUAUCAACAUCCUGGACCAAGCAACAUCUCUGUACAGCCCUAGUGACCUGGAAAUCAAGGCCAUCCCACUUCUUCACUCUUUGAUCACCAUCUAUGACCUGGCACCCGAUGGGCCCCGCAAGUACAUGCAAUGGCUUCUCUUGCCUGAGGAGAACGACCGAAGUCGGCCUAUCGGACAAUCUGAUACCCUGUCGUCCAAGUUGCUCAAGCUCUCUACCGCCCCAUACGCAAAUUUGAAAACUGCGAUCUGCGAGCUCAUGUUCACGCUUUCCGGGAAGAACGCCGAAAACCUCACCAAGAAUAUCGGAUACGGAUUUGCGGCAGGCUUGCUGGCAUCCCGAGGCAUGGAGAUCCCACAGACAGCAGGGGAAGCAUUUGCCGCCGAAGAAUUUGAUCCGGCGUUGAAUCCCGUCACUGGACAGAGAUGGGACGCAGAGAAGCAGGACACGGGCCCACCCAUGACUAAAGAGGAGAAGGAACGAGAAGCAGAGAGAUUGUUCGUUCUAUUUGAGAGGGCCAAGGCCAACGGUAUUCUCAACGUUGAGAAUCCAGUUACGCAAGCUCUUCAUGAAGGGAGAUUGCAAGAACUGUCUGAUUCGGAUAGUGAUUAG
Messenger RNA from Aspergillus steynii IBT 23096, 1395 nucleotides. Its product is annotated as synembryn. Gene Ontology annotation, cellular component: cytoplasm. The record is from RefSeq and is a predicted model, not a curated record. Lineage: Eukaryota; Fungi; Ascomycota; Eurotiomycetes; Eurotiales; Aspergillaceae. The coding region runs from base 1 to 1395 and encodes 464 amino acids. Gene Ontology annotation, biological process: G protein-coupled receptor signaling pathway. The transcript has 7 exons. Gene Ontology annotation, molecular function: guanyl-nucleotide exchange factor activity; G-protein alpha-subunit binding.